UUCUCCCCCUCCUCCUUUUCCAUCACCGGUGGGUGAUGAUACGCACGGACGGAGGACCGCAUGAAACACGCACCGCUUGGCAGCAAAAACAUGCCCAUGUACACUGCCGUCCCAACAUCGUCUCACCAUUUUAUACGUUAUGCUUACAUCUUUUUCUAUUUAUGGAUCCUUUCGCCCAUUUUGGAAUCAUAACGAUGCUCGAUUUAUCAGCCAGCGAGCAUUUUUAGGUCUAAAAAGGCUUCUAGGGGAAAUGAGACUGAGAGGGGAUCUAUAAAAAAAAGGUGUAAUUGGCGAUCGGGGUUUUUUCUUGCCGCAAUCUACUGUUCAUCCGCUUUUUUCCGCAUUACACGUUAAUAUUUCACGCACUUCGUACAAAUCCAGGGGACUAUGUGAACAUCAUGCUGGCGGUGAGGUGCCUAAUGUUUGCUGCAGUGGGUGCAAGAUUUGCCAUGACAGGCUGGAGCGGAUCCCUGUUGCGGGAUGCGGGUUUGUGGGACUGGGCAGCGCCGGCGGACAGGGGGGAGCGCACCGCCGCAUCCAGGGAAGCCACCAAACCCAGACGGCUUGUGCAUCAGAUCGACGCGGAGGGGGAGAUGGUUCAUAGCCAUCUGGACACUAGGAUUAAGAAUCACUCUGACGGCGAGGCGCCUGUCCAUCUGGCCCAGAGCAGUUUCCUGGUGGAGGCUUUCAACAUCUCCUUCAUCCUGGACCUGCAGUUAAACCACCACCUACUGUCCUCUGACUACGUGGAACGACAUUUCGACAAGGACGGCAGGCCGAUGCAGACUGCGGGAGGGGAGCACUGCUAUUACCACGGGGUGCUGCGUGACGUGCUGGGCUCCUGGGCCGCCCUCUCCACCUGCCAUGGCCUCUGCGGCAUGUUCUCUGAUGGCAGGUUCUCCUACAGCAUCGAGCCGAUCCUCGGCGAGGGUGACAACUUGCAUGAGGUGUACAAGAUGCCAAACAUGGAAGUACCCCCCUCUUGUGCAGACUGUGCCAAGAACAGCAGUGAUGUCCAGGAUGACCUCCCCAGGUGGAGGCUGCCUCUCCUUGGGGGACUCAGACGUUCCAAAAGACAAGUACGUCGCCCACAGUACACAGUUCUGAGCGAAACCAAAUACAUUGAGCUGCUCGUGGUCAACGAUCAUGACUUGUUUUUGCAGCUCCGUGGUUCGACCUCCCAGACCAGGAACUUCGCCAAGGCUGUAGUGAACAUGGCGGAUGCGAUCUACAAGGAGCAGCUGAACACCCGCAUAGUGCUCGUCGCCAUGGAAACGUGGUCCUCCGGGAACAUGGUUUCGGUGGGAGCGGAUCCUCUGAUGACCCUGCGCGACUUCAUGAAGUACAGAAAGGAGAACAUCAAGGAGCGGAGCGACGCGGCUCACCUCUUCUCGGGGAGCACUUUCCAGAGCAGCCGCAGUGGUACAGCCUACAUGGGAGGGGUUUGCUCCCCCACUCGAGGAGGGGGGGUCAACGAGCACGGGAACGUUGGGCCCAUGGCGAUCACUCUGUGUCAGAGCCUCGGCCAGAACAUUGGCAUGAUGUGGAACGUGGAUCGCACCGCUGCAGGAGACUGCAGGUGUCCGGACACGUGGCUGGGAUGCAUCAUGGAGGACACAGGGUUCUACACCCCCAGGAAGUUUUCCCGCUGCAGUGUGGAGGAGUACAUACGUUUCCUGCAAAGGGGUGGGGGGAGCUGCCUCUUCAACAAGCCCGUAAAGCUGUUGGACCCCCCUGAGUGUGGGAACGGCUUCGUGGAAACCGGAGAAGAAUGCGACUGUGGUUCUCAGGUGGAGUGUGCGAGGAACGGAGGAGCGUGCUGUAAGAAGUGCACCCUUUCGCACGAUGCUAUGUGUAGUAACGGCCUUUGCUGCCGGAGCUGCAGGUACGAGUCGCGAGGGGUGGUGUGCCGGGAGCCGGUGAACGACUGCGACAUCCCCGAGACGUGCACCGGGGAUUCCAGUCAGUGCCCGCACAAUGUCCACAAGCUGGACGGCUACCUGUGUGAUGGGGGCCAGGGCCGGUGUUACGAGGCCCGGUGUCGGACUCGGGACGGCCAGUGCCAGGGACUCUGGGGCCAUGUUUCGGCGGACCGGUUCUGCUACGAGAAGCUGAAUGCCGAGGGCACGGAGAAGGGAAACUGCGGGCGCGAUGCUGGCGGGCAGAGCUGGCUGCAGUGUCACAAGCAGGACGUGCUCUGCGGGUUCCUGCUUUGCUCCAACAUGACCGUGAAGCCCUCCUUCGGGGUCCUCCAGGGCGAGGUGACCAGCCUGACCAUCUACCACCAGAACAAGUACCUGGAGUGCCGUGGGGGCCACGCCCUAUUGGACGACGGCUCCGACCUGGGUUACGUGGAAGACGGCACCCCAUGCGGCCCGAACAUGAUGUGCCUGGAUCGCCGCUGCCUCCCAGUGGCCGCCUUCAACCUCAGCUCCUGCCCGGGCUCGCUUGCUGCCCAUACCUGUUCUGACCAUGGGAUCUGUAGUAACGAGGUGAAGUGCAUCUGCGACAGGGACUAUACAGGCAAAGACUGCAGCGUGUUCGACCCUAUUCCUGAGCCCACACCCCCAGGCCCCCCCGAGAAGAAGGGUCCCAGUGGCACCAAUAUCAUUAUAGGGUCCAUCGCAGGAGCAAUUCUCCUGGCAGCUAUAGUCCUGGGGGGAACAGGCUGGGGAUUUAAAAACAUUCGGAGAGGAAGGUCUGGUGGGGGAUAAGAUGUAAGUCAGUCUGCACUCUGUCCUUUUCACGUAGAAGAAGAAGAAAAGAUGUCUUCCACUCAUUCCAGAACUAUGACCACGGCGACCCUUCAUCCGUCUGCCCUCGCCGCUCUUUACUUGAGUCUCUUUAUCCCUUUGGGCCCUCAGGGGCCCUUGCAAGCUGUUCCAUGCAAGUUCCAACCAAACUCCACUGCCCUCCAUCUCAGGGGCAGCAUCAUGCAUCUGAGAAAUCUCUCCACACUUAGCAAUGUCUUUCAGCGGUGGUUUCUCCUUUUGCCCUAAACAGUGUGCCCCCUGCCCACCCGGAGGAGUUAUAGCACCUGUUUUCAUUUUGCUAUGGAGGACUAUUGACUGGAGCCCCAACUGUAUUUUGACUGGGUUACCUUGAAGCACCAAGACACUCAGUGACAUGAGCUGAACCUGCCAAGUUAGAUAUCAGGAAGUAUUAAGCUGUGUGGCCCAUGUCUUUCUUCUCAGUGGCUUUAUAGACUUGCAUACGCCAUGUUACCUGCUGGAGGCAGGACGCAGCCCCUGGAUGUUGUACCCUCAGUGUGAUGUCAUAUCCUUCCACCAAGGCAGAGGGACACAAAAUUGCGUGGUCUUGUUUCAGAUGAGGAAGGCAAAAUGGGAUAUGAUGCAGAUUUGAUUAAUUUAUUUUUUUUUGUGGGGGGAGGAUCUUGUUCUUUGGUAUUCUGCUCCGUUUGCUUCUUCGGUUGGAAAAGGACAGAAAUCUGAACCUCCACUCGCCACCCCUUUAGUUAGUUCCGGUAUUUUCUAUAAAACAUUCCACCAUCGUUUGAGCCUUUUCGUUCUGCAGAUAUUUGCAUUUUUUUCCCAAGAAAAUAUUCCCCAUGCUCUAGUGGCACCCUCUAAUCCUUAAUAACAUACACAUACCAUUAGCAUCAGAUCAUUAGCAUCACGUCAUUAGCGCCCAAACGCGUGUGAUUAUCAGUUUAUAUGAAUGAGAAGAGGGCCUGUGCUUGUAUAUAAUUAUUAAUGUUAUAUAUAGCACAUGGCAUUAGCUAGAUAGGUACAUAGGUAAUAAAAAAAGUGUAUAUAUUUUCUAUAAUAUAUGGAAAUGGUAGGAGUAUAGUACACAACCCAGAGAAGUGGGAGGUAAAAUUUUAUGACUUUGCGAAUGUAGUUUUUAUCCCAGGGGUCCGUGAUAUUUUUCGGGGGAUUGGCACCGCGUGGCGCCCGCUAGUGUUAGCAAGGGUCACGCUCGUCUGAGAGAAGUCACCCCCUCCGUCUUGCUGCUGUUGCUGCUGCUGCUACUGCUGUGAGGUGAAGUGAACCCCCUCCCCCCCAAAUUGCUCGUCAGGCCGUCCGUGUUGCGCUUUCAGCCCUCCUGCUGCAUGGAUUCACUCAGCAAAUGUGUUUUUUAUAUUCUCUUAUUUUUUUUUAUGACGUGGCACUGCCUUCCUGUCCCACUCCCCCCACCCCCACCCACCCCAAGCCUGAGGACCAAGGCCUGACGGGAGCGCAUAUUUGGUUGAUCGCCUGAAGAAAAUCCUACGGUGAUGUAAAACACCGGUUCAGUGUCUUUUGAGCUCAGCAGGCAUGUUGCGUUGGCUUGUAUCAGAUGGGUAGGCCUUAACUCUUUUAAAUUGGUCUUUAUUUGGUAGAGCUGAAGUCAGUAGUUAGUCACUCGCGUCCUUCUUCAGAUGAACUUCAGAUAGGUUAGUGUAUUUUUUAUAAUUUUUUUUUCAAUGUACAAGACAAUAGACAACGUGACGGGCCACCAUUACAGUGCUUAAGGGGUGCGUGCACGCUCUGGUGAACGAAGUGGUGUAAUCGGACCAUGGGUAUUAUGUAGUGUCCCCUCUGGGUAGCGUAAAAAGCCAGUACUGGGAUUGAUGGGACCAGAUGUGGCCCUUGAUGCUGACUGCUGUUGUACCGUUUAAUGGAAUGGGGUAUCGGCUUUGUUAAAGAAUGACCGACAUUCAUUGGCUCUGCCGCAUGGUCAUUGUUGGCGUCUCAAACCCAGAAACGUCUCCUUCAGUCUUGUGCCUUCUCACUCCUUAAUGGCUACUUGUUUUUUGGUUAGGGGUGAGGACUGAGAGCCCCCCUACAGGACUGGGCCGCACUCGUUGGGGUCAGAGUUACCAGCAUUCGCUCCCUCGAAGGAGCCUCCAGCGAGUUGUGCUAAGCCAGCUGGUAUUAGUAAUCCAUUUGUAUUCACUCAGAAGCACAACAACAUGGAGAAUAGUGACCAUGAGUUUAAGAUGGCAGAAGGAAGUGGUUUGGUUACCCCUUCUCAUGUUAUAAUCCACUGCCAGAAAAAAACCCAUCCAGCCCUGUUUAAAACAAGGCCAUCGCGGGGGACUUCCUUGUGACAGUCCCGCGGCUGAGAAAUGCAUGAUGGGAAAGCACUUAGCAUUGUCCCUGCCCGGAGAACACCUCAUACUGUGACUAAUCCCAACCUCAGUGUGCUAUAGCUAGUCAGAUUUUUUUUAAAACCCUUUAACGCCGGCAAGAGUGGUUCAUUCCAAUAAGCUAAUUACUCUAUGCUAACGCGGUUGGUGAUUGAUGGCUCAGUACUCUAAAGCACUUUAGACCGUUUGGGUUGAAGGCAAUAUAUCAGCUCUGUUUGGCACUGCAGCACCGUCGGUUACGGAAGUUCACUCAGGAUUUCUGGGUAAUUCUUUGGGAGCGUUUCCGAUCCGGGUUCCACUGAAUUCCUAACUAGUGCUUCGCCUGCUAAGGAAUGCCGACUGUCCCGGAAGCCAUUGCAGAAAAUGAAAUUCUCAUUUUUCGUUAGACAAAGGCUUCUACGUGAGUAAUCAAGCCCUCAAGCCCUAACCCUAACCCUAACCUCUACCACUCGCAGCUUACUGCCUCUUCUAACUAAUGUACCAACUGGUGCUGCAAAAAUGCAGUACUUUUUAGAAGCAGUAUGAAUAAACAAAAAUUUGUAAAUUUUGCACUAUAUGUAUUAAUUUGCAUAUAAUCACAUUUACAUAUAUAUUUGUACACAAAAAAUAGAUGCAUUUCAUACAUAAUAUAUAAAAAAAAAUGCACCAUAUUAAAUGAUGUAUGCAUUAUAUAUCUAUCGAUUUGUCUAUAAUUGUAUAUAUGUUGACAGUUAUCUCCUCUCCCAAUCCUGGCUGUUUCUCAGUGCUCUCCUGAUGUACAUAAGGCUAAACGCUCACCGUAGAGGAGUUUGCUGCGCUCUCUCCCAAUCAGUCAUGAGCCCCACCCCUCCCCCAAUCAGAAUGUGAUGUACAGAGACGCUUGUUCCCCUGCUAUUGGAUGUUUAUUCAUUGUCAGUUUCCGAAUGCACUGAUUGUUCCUCAAUUGCUCUCCAAAACGUUUUGAGCUCAUAUCCAGUACGGAUGUAGAGGCGGGAGCCGUGUCCAAACCGUCAACCUCAUAUUUUUAAAGCCUUUUUUUUUUUUUUAAAGAGUACUUGAAAUGAAUGGAAAGUUUAAAUGCUGUAAAUUAUCAAUUGAAAGGGGAAAAAAUAUAUAAUAAAACCUGAAAGUAAGACUCGCAUA
Brienomyrus brachyistius is the source of this 6214-nucleotide messenger RNA. Its product is annotated as disintegrin and metalloproteinase domain-containing protein 11-like. The record is from RefSeq and is a predicted model, not a curated record. The transcript has 27 exons. Gene Ontology annotation, molecular function: metalloendopeptidase activity. The coding region runs from base 399 to 2714 and encodes 771 amino acids. Gene Ontology annotation, biological process: proteolysis. NCBI's taxonomy places the organism in Eukaryota, Metazoa, Chordata, Actinopteri, Osteoglossiformes, Mormyridae.